UCGAUUUGUGUUAUCAAUUGGAAAGCACUCAAUAACUCUACCAAUGUCCGAAUAUAUAGCCAUCUCAUUUUGAGUGCAGAAAGUAUUCGAAAAUCGGUAGAAGGAAAGAACUGAACUCAAGUGCACUUACGCUUAAAUGCCUGCAAAGUAUAAACAAAGCAGCUGUAAAGAACAGAUUUGAAAAGAAUUUUAUGAUUUUAUUCUUGACAGUGAUACAAAAUAAAGAAUUUCAACGAAACUCAAUUGAAAUUUUUAUAUUCUGAUUCAUAGACGUUCCUAGCACGAUGGCGACAACUAUGUCACAUAUGUGAUCGCACGUUGAUUUUGUGGUUAGGUUGACGUUUAGCCGACAGUUUCGUUUCAAGAUACAUUAGUUAUAAUCUUACAGAAUGGAAGUAAACGUGGGCGAUGUGGUAAUGCCUGGCGACAGUUUAAUAAACAUUAAGAAUGAAAAUAAAAACGAGAAGGAGAUCGUGAUCCUGGGUCCUGGACUGCGUCGUGAGGGCAAUACCGUACUCAUCUGCAAGGCGGGUGUUCUAAGGAAACGUGAGCCGGCCGUCUAUUAUGUGGACAGCUAUCAGAAACGAUACAUUCCCAGUCGAGGCGAGAACGUCGUUGGUAUAGUAACACAGAAAAGCGGCGACAUUUACAAAGUGGACAUCGGAGCCAGUGAACAGGCGACGCUAUCUUAUUUAGCCUUUGAGGGAGCUACGAAGAAAAACCGACCUGAUAUACAAAUUGGCGAUUUGGUGUACGCCAAAUUGUUGGUUGCCAGCAAGGACAUGGAACCGGAAUUGGUAUGCGUAGACUCCCACGGCAAAGAGAAUGAGCUCGGUAUGCUCAGCUCAGAUGGUAUGAUGUUCACCUGUUCGCUGAGCCUCAUAAGGAAAUUACUCAAUCCGGAGUGUCCGUUGUUUAGGCUGCUCGGCCGGAAUCAGGCAUACGAACUCGCUGCUGGGAUGAACGGCAGGAUAUGGAUAAAGGCGCGGUCAGUUCAAGAGACGAUAGCCGUGGGAAAUGCUAUUCUAGCAGCGGAGUACACAAUACCUAGUGAAAUGCAAAAACUUUGUACCAGAAUUGAGAAAAUAUUAUUUGACAAUUGUAUAAUAUAA
This is a messenger RNA of Cyphomyrmex costatus, 1112 nucleotides long. It is a transcript of the gene Rrp40, whose product is annotated as exosome complex component Rrp40. Bases 390 to 1112 code for a protein of 240 amino acids. The record is from RefSeq and is a predicted model, not a curated record. Gene Ontology annotation, molecular function: RNA binding. Gene Ontology annotation, biological process: U4 snRNA 3'-end processing; exonucleolytic trimming to generate mature 3'-end of 5.8S rRNA from tricistronic rRNA transcript (SSU-rRNA, 5.8S rRNA, LSU-rRNA); poly(A)-dependent snoRNA 3'-end processing. The transcript is spliced from 2 exons. Lineage: Eukaryota; Metazoa; Arthropoda; Insecta; Hymenoptera; Formicidae. Gene Ontology annotation, cellular component: nuclear exosome (RNase complex); cytoplasmic exosome (RNase complex).